Lindgomyces ingoldianus is the source of this 1345-nucleotide messenger RNA. RefSeq names its product NAD(P)-binding protein. The coding region runs from base 240 to 1247 and encodes 335 amino acids. The record is from RefSeq and is a predicted model, not a curated record. Gene Ontology annotation, molecular function: methyltransferase activity. The transcript is spliced from 3 exons. Lineage: Eukaryota; Fungi; Ascomycota; Dothideomycetes; Pleosporales; Lindgomycetaceae.
CAACGCCCUCACAUUCUCGUAUAGUGAGGACAGAUGAGAUGCUCUGGUCAGUGACAUAUCGGAGGCAAUGUUAUCGUAUAGAUGGGUAUAAAAAUGUAAGGGUUGUUUGACUGGUCUCUCUUUCAAGCUUUGAACUUGAGAGACCAUCACUCAAAUCUUCCUUUAUCUUCAAAGAAUACCCUAUCCGGUACUCCUAUUUAUCUCGUUCUAAACCAACAAUCCAAUCCAAUCCAAUUAAAAUGGAUUCCGAAACCAUCUACGAUUCCGUCAACACACGCUACAGCGCCUCUGCUCUCUCUUCCACCUCAACUUCCUACGGAAAAGCCGUCGCCGAGGCCUUCGGCUACUCGCCUGAGGAACUUGCUUCGAUCCCGCAAGAAGCGAACUUGGGUCUCAGCUGUGGGAACCCUUUAGCUCUGGCCAAGCUCAAGGAGGGCGAGACGGUUAUUGAUUUGGGAUCUGGAGCAGGCUUCGAUGUCUUCUUGGCGGCCAGAAAGGUUGGGGAGACGGGCAAGGCGAUCGGGAUUGAUAUGAAUGAGGACAUGCUGAAGAAAGCCCGUGAAAACGCCACCAAAACCAACAUCACCAAUACUUCAUUUAUCGCUGCCAAAAUUACAUCCAUUCCUCUUCCAGAUAACUCUGCAGAUGUUGUCAUCUCUAACUGCGUCAUUAACCUCGUCCCCUCACCCUCCAAGCCCCAGGUCUUCCGCGAAAUCUUCCGCCUGCUUAAACCCGGUGGGAGACUCGCAGUUUCGGAUAUUCUAGCGAAGGUGGAGUUCACAGAGGAAAUGAGAAGGGAUGUUGCGCUGUAUGUUGGGUGUAUGGCGGGGGCGAGUAAGAUGGAGGAGUAUGAAGGGUGGUUGAAAGAUGCGGGAUUUGUGGAUGUAGUGAUUGUGGAUGCGAAGGCGGAUUUGAUGGUUUAUAUGCAGGUGGAGGGAGGAGAGGAGGUUGGAAGUUUGUGUCGUGGGGCAGAAAAGAAGGACGGCGGUUGUUGUGGGAAGGAGGAAGCCCCAUGUUGUAGAGAGGAUGAAAAGGCUUCUUGUUGUGCGGAUGGUGAAGUCAAGAAUACAGGACCUUGCUGCAGUUCGGCUACAAAGGUGGAGAAAGGAUCUUCGUGUUGCGGGGGAGGUGGUGAGAAGAACGGAGGUGUGGUUCAAGACCUGAAAUCUUUGACGGAGAAAUAUGCGCAUCUGAAUUUGAAUGAUUGGGCUGGAUCAUACAAGAUCUUCGCACUGAAGCCGCAGUAAGAGUUAUCAGUAUUACCGCCCAUUGUCGUAUAUCGUAACGACGCAAAUUGAAUAUUAUUUUCGCGGGCUAUUAGAAAGCCUGUUGGAAGGCCACUUGC